AAAAAUUCAUUCAGCGUGGUUCAGUCGGUUCAGUCGGUACAAUUUGUUUGUGUGUGAAGAUUGACAUUUACAAACAGUUUUAACAUUUUUUGAUUUUUCGCUUCGUUGUUUGUUGUUUUUGAUUACUUUUAUCUUGAUAUUUAUUGUAUUCAGUACCGAACCAUGGCUAACAGAAGUGGUGAUAAGGAAUUACAACGAAAUGGACAUACAAAUGAGUGUUUUGUUUGCAAAAAAAGCUGUGAAAACACAUGUAGCCGGUGCGGUGAAUUUUACUGCUCUAAACAAUGCCAAACUGUUGAUUGGCGUGAGCACAAAUAUUAUUGCUUCGAAAUGCCGGAAUUGAUCAUCAAAUCAUCUCCAGCUAAUGGCCAUCAUUUUAACAACAGUCCAAAAUUUCAAAGUGAAAAUCGCAGAGUGUUGCAGAAUCUGCGAAGAGGUGAUUUCCGUCCUGAACAUUCAAAUCAAUCAGAAAACACUACAGCUGUUGAAUCUCAACAAUCUCAACGAACCCAUGCGAAACGAGAUGAAGAGAGCGCACCGACUGCACAACCUGUAGUUUUCAACUUUGGUGAUUAUCCAAAAAACAACGACGACGUCGUAAUAACUCACGUACGACAUGCGAAUUCUUUUUACAUACGCACUUGUUGCACUGAUAAUCAAUAUCAGAAGAAUGCCAAAGAUUUUGAUGAUUACGGGAGAAGGGGUGUGAAAUUAACGUCCAUACCACAAAGAAAUGAUGCCGUUUUGGUUCGACAUGAUGGAAAAUUUCACCGAGCCAUUGUUUUGCAAGUCGAAGGAGAGGAUAACGUCGAAAUCGCUUUGGCUGACACAGGCAGAAAAAUCCAUAAACCCGUCCAUGAUAUGCGACAAAUAACUGACGAAUUGAAAAGUCGCGAACGAUACAACUUCAUCGUAACAUUGACCCACAUGCCUAAGAAAUUAAACCCGGCAGAAUUCAGAAAAUUACGUGAAUUCGUGAACAACCAGACCGUUUUCAAGGUUCAAUUCGACGGAGACGACUGGAAAUCUGCCCAAAAAUUCAAGCUACUCAUGAAUGACAGUGGAUUGCCGAUGGAAGCAUUCGUUUUGGGAAAUGAACCGAGCCAAUUCAAUGGAAACGACUCGAAAGACGACAAAAAUACUAAACCUGUGAAAACAGACAGUGGCCUUGUAGAAACAUCAAUAAGAGAUGAGCCGAACAAUGGUCCUGCCGCAUUGGAAACCACUUCAAUUGCAACAAACGUCGAAGAACCCAUGCAUUCGCCAAAUACUCCAGGUACUGAAGAGGUAAACAAAUCGAACCAGCCGAUACUGUUUAAACACCUAGCUACCGAGACGUUACCCGACGUUGCUGGAUUAAUGAUUUUCGAUAAUAGCUCCGUUCAUUUGGGAUAUGUUAGUGCUGUUGCCACGAAAAGUAUCGAAAAUUUAUACGUUUUGCAUAAUAAAGUCAACGAAUAUGGCAGUCUCAUCCAUGAAGUGUACGAGCCCGAACUGGAUGAGUUGUGUCUGGUUAAGUUUGAGGACGAAUGGUACAGAGCCAUUAAAUGCGAGACGAAAUUUUGGUUCAUUGACUGGGGCAACAUGGAAGACAUCGACAGUUGCAACAUCAGACGUUUUCCAGAAGAUUUGAAAGAUCCGUGUCACACGUUCGUUUGUCAUGUUCAUGGUUUAACGUCCGAGAUGGCUCUUGAUGAGGGGAAAAUUGAACAGUUAAAGGUAUUGCUAGAGAACCAAAGCCAGCAUCCAGAUUGUGUUUGUGUUAAAGUCGAACAUGAACUAAUGGAAUAUAAUGUCAAGUUUCCGAUACUCUCGAAUUUUUUUUAGAAUUUCAGUUUUUCAUUAAUUUUUUUUUUACUUUGUUCAGUUAAUUUUCAUUUUAUUUUACGUAAAUAAAGACUAAGGAAUCUCA
Messenger RNA from Bradysia coprophila, 1912 nucleotides. Its product is annotated as protein vreteno-like. NCBI's taxonomy places the organism in Eukaryota, Metazoa, Arthropoda, Insecta, Diptera, Sciaridae. The record is from RefSeq and is a predicted model, not a curated record.